Molecule: messenger RNA, 987 nt
Organism: Penicillium cataractarum
Lineage: Eukaryota; Fungi; Ascomycota; Eurotiomycetes; Eurotiales; Aspergillaceae
Exons: 2
Coding region: 1-987 (328 amino acids)
Source: RefSeq, a predicted model, not a curated record
AUGAGUUCCCAGGUGACAGAAACGCACUCCGACCUCUUGGUCCACGAUGGCAAACCGCACGGCAAUUGGCGCGACGACUUUUUCAAGAACGGCUAUGCAAUCAUCAAAGGAGUCAUCAGUAAGGAUAGAGCAGAGUAUUACCGACAGCAACAAUUCAAGUGGUUGAAAUCCUUUGGCCUGGGCUUCGACGAGAAUGAUGAGGCUACUUGGGACAAUGAUCAUCUGCCUGUCGCGUUCAAAGGUGGCAUGUACUUGGCAUAUUCUGCUGCUCAUGAGAAGUUCAUGUGGGAGGGUAGACUAGAGCCAGCCGUUCAGAAGGUUUUUGCCGAUAUCUGGGGAACUGACGAGUUGCUGGUAUCAUUCGACGGUUUCAACAUGACUCCACCUCGCCUUCGUGGCACGGACUGGAAGCCCUGGCCGCACUGCGACCAGCAUCCCCUUCGACGUGGCUUGCAAUGUGUGCAAGGCUUGAUGAACUUUGCUCCUAAUGGACCCAAAGACGGCGGCCUCUUGCUGAUGGAAGGAUCGAGUCAGCUAUAUGACACAUUUUUCAAGGAGAACCGCCAGCAGGAAGGAGACGCAGAUCGCCCAAAGGAUUUAUUCAUUUUCACCCAGGAAGAUGUCAAGUGGUUUGAAGCGCGCGGCUGUAAACUGAUCAAAGUUUGCUUGGAGCCAGGCGAUUUCGUUGUCUGGGAUAGUCGCACUAUGCAUUACGCAUGCUUCCCUGAUGCAGAGAGCCAAACCAUCCGGUCCAUUCAGUAUAUUUGCAUGACCCCGGCCAAAUUCGCCACGAAAGAAGAUUUGGAGUUGAAAGCCGAGUUGUUCAAGGGAUGGAAUAGCACCACUCAUUGGCCUCAUUGCAAUAUUCAUCGACAGGGAGCCCCGAUGAGGAAUGGGGAAGUUGACCCGCUGGAUAGAAAGGAGCCGCUAGAGAAGCCAGUUCUCUCGGACCGGCUUCUACAGCUUGCCGGAGUGAAGGCUUAUUAG